Molecule: messenger RNA, 6042 nt
Organism: Candoia aspera
Lineage: Eukaryota; Metazoa; Chordata; Lepidosauria; Squamata; Candoiidae
Gene: VPS26B
Product: VPS26 retromer complex component B
Exons: 6
Coding region: 97-1107 (336 amino acids)
Biological process (GO): intracellular protein transport; retrograde transport, endosome to Golgi
Cellular component (GO): endosome; retromer complex
Source: RefSeq, a predicted model, not a curated record
UGGGCAUUCCUGGGCAGUGCCCGCUUUCCCUGCCUUGGGGGGCGCCUUGGAGCUCUUGGAGGUGUUGCCCGCGCCCUCCCCCCCGCCAGCGUUGAGAUGAGCUUCUUUGGGUUCGGACAGAGCGCGGAGUUGGAGCUGGUCCUGAGCGAUGCCGAGAGCAGGCGCCGGGCGGAACAUAAGACAGAGGAAGGCAAGAAGGAGAAAUACUUCCUUUUCUAUGAUGGCGAAACCGUUUCCGGGAGGGUCAUCUUAACGCUCAAGCACCCAAACAAACGCCUGGAACAUCAGGGCAUCAAGGUGGAAUUCAUUGGGCAAAUUGAAUUGUACUACGACCGAGGGAACCAUCAUGAAUUUGUGUCGCUGGUGAAAGAUUUGGCCCGUCCUGGUGAGUUCACCCAGUCGCAGACCUUUGACUUUGAAUUCACCCACGUUGAGAAACCGUAUGAAUCCUACACUGGGCAGAAUGUGAAGCUAAGGUAUUUCCUCCGUGCCACUGUGAGUCGCAGAUUGAACGACGUGGUGAAAGAGAUGGAUAUCGUGGUGCACACACUGAGCACGUAUCCAGAGCUUAACUCCUCCAUUAAGAUGGAGGUGGGGAUUGAAGAUUGCCUGCACAUUGAGUUUGAGUACAAUAAAUCCAAGUAUCACUUAAAAGACGUGAUCGUAGGGAAGAUCUACUUCCUCCUUGUCCGGAUCAAGAUCAAACACAUGGAGAUUGACAUCAUCAAGAGGGAAACCACAGGCACGGGGCCCAAUGUUUACCAUGAAAAUGACACCAUUGCCAAAUAUGAGAUCAUGGAUGGCGCCCCGGUGAGAGGAGAAUCCAUCCCCAUUCGGCUCUUCUUGGCUGGUUAUGAACUGACGCCCACCAUGAGGGAUAUCAAUAAGAAGUUCUCGGUGCGCUAUUACCUCAAUCUGGUGCUAAUUGACGAGGAGGAACGGCGUUAUUUUAAACAGCAGGAGGUGGUGUUGUGGCGCAAGGGCGACAUUGUGAGGAAAAGCAUGUCCCACCAGGCUGCCAUUGCUUCUCAGCGCUUCGAAGGAACACCCUCCCAGACAGAGAGCAGGAUGCUCAGCCAGCCGUCAGAGAACAACGGGCGCCAGUGAGGGCCCUUGGAGUAGCCCCGGACGGGGAAGGGGAACCUAGAGCGCAUCUUCACCAGAAACUUGCAAACACAAAAUUAUCUGUCAGGUUGUGUGUGUACGUGUGUGUUUUCUUUGUCUUUUCUCUUGAGGACCAGCGGUUUUCAGGAUGGGGAAGGGGGGUUGGCACACAUUGUGGGAAUAUGGCUGUUUCUCUCUACCUUCAGUAUUUGUGGAUAAGCUGCAAGGGCAGAUCUGAUGAGUUUCUUAACGUUGUAUUGGAAGAGGACCGUGGAAAAUCCUUUUGUUUUGUUUUUCUUAAGAGUGUCCCAGUUUCUCUCUCCGGGAAGCCAUGUGCUUCAGCAUGUCUGUGCAUCCAGCGAGGUUCAACAAUGCAUUUUGCGAUCACAUGUGAAUAUAUCAUGGGUCCAACAUUCCCCAGACUUCUGAUGGCUGAGGCACAUGGGCAGCCACGGGCUGUGUGUUUGUGUGUAGAAGCGGCACACAUUCUCAUGUCAUCACCCAAAUGAUGCAAGUUGCAUAAUUCCCGUCCUUUGCACGACGGGGUCAUGUUGUGCAUGACGUCGUCCUGGCUUGUACCAGAUGCUGAGAAGUCAGUCUGUUUUGGUUCUGGUUUUUUUUUAAAGCUGGUAAGCACAGUUUGUUCCUAAAGGUUUUAUUUCUAAGGGUUUUAUCCCUUAAAGAAGGUGAAAAGAAGAACAACCUGCCUUUGGAGGUGAUAGCAUUAUGUUUCUGUAUGAAUCACUGUUCGAAACGCACCUCCUGAAUGGAAGAAAUAGAGUACGGAGCACCGUGACUGGCAGACCAGUAUGUCAACUAGGAGGUGGAGGAAAUGGCCGAACCAUACAGGGAGGCAACGGGGAAACUCCUUGGAACAGUUUUCUUGCUGUAGAUUCUGACACACGCCUGGCAAGUUUCUGUCUUAAAUCUUUCAGGUUUGUUAGCACUAUUGGGUGAAAACAAUUCUGCACAGCAGUGCGCCCUAGACUGCAGAGAGGGGGUGAAGAAGGAAAUCCAGCCCAAACAUCUUUGCUUAAACUGAGGUGACUGAAACACACGCUCCUUGCGUCUGUCAAAGUCAUCUUUUUAAGCCCUGUCAGAUGCUCUUCUUCUCCCCCGAUUCCCAAGAAUUCUGUUGCUUCUCCCACUCUUGGUGCACCUGCUCCUAAAACGUAUGUGUGUGUGUUGUGAUAAAACAGAAGAACCACCUACCGCCACCCCGGAGGAGUUCCUCUGCUGCAUCUCUGCCUGAUAUGCUGUUCUGAAUUUGUUUCCUGCUGGGACAGCGUGCCUCUGCGUGGAACAUCUGGUUGCUCUUGUGCAGAAAAGUUGCUUUUGGAGGAAGAUAGCUGAAACAAUCGAUCAUGGACAGAAUUGUCUUCUCUGAAAAACGGGACAUCAGCCACCUAACUUAGCAACGUUGCCGGACAGUUGAUCGCUUCCUUGAGCACGUUGCCCCCCUCUCCCUCCUGCCUGGCCCCAGGACUUUUACUUUGCUUCUGAGAUCGUUCAGGCUAGGAAGAUCUACGGUGAGUGGCCCGCAGAAGAGACCCAUCACCGUUCAGCUAAGGCUGAGUUCAGGUGCCACUCUCCAAACAGAGAAAGUAUCCAACUUUAAAGUUUAGCUGAAGAUACCGGUGUACGGAGUGACCUGGGUGUGUCUUAGCAGAGCUCAGGCUGUGUUUUCCUGUUUGUUUUUUCCUCUUCAAAAUUAAUUAAGGACAGUCUUGUCUGAUUCUUAUUCCCCAGCCCCAUUUUGUGAUAAAUAAUGCACUUUCUGCUCUAGCGGUAGAUUGAAAUCACUGAUGAUUGUUUGCAAAUAUUCUUGAAGUGUGUGAAAUCAAUCUACGGUUGCUCCCGUUUCUGUCUCAUUCAGCAGCAUGGUAAAUACUGUCCUGGUCCAUCUUUGGACUUCAGCACUUUUAGGACUCCCCCGCCCUCCCCUUUUUUUUGGUGGUGGUUCUCUUAAAUCAGGGUGGAUUGUCUGGGGCUGUGUGAGGCUUCAGUUCCCUUUGUUUGCAUCACCAGAGUUCAGCAGCAAAGCUCUGAAAAACAGGUGUGACUUCUACCAAUUUGGGGAAAGAACAAAAUAGUUGGGUUAAGGCUGCUGCUAAGCUGAACGCAUCUCAGUUGUCUUUUGUUUUAAAAAAAAAAGUUAGUCUCUAAAAUGGUUGCCUGAUUCUGCCAUAGAGGAUGGGAAUUAGAAUUGUGAACUUUUCCUUCCUCCAGAAAGGAAGGGAAAGUAUUAUACUACUUGCUGUGCUUUUAAACUACUUGCGGUAUGCAAUUUGGAUAUAAACUGAAUAAAUAACUGAAAGGUAAGUAGCCAAUUGUUUUAAGAAUUCUGGACCGGUCUUAUUCCUGGUCACCUAAGUUUCUAUGAGGUGUCUGCGAAAACAUGGAAAGAUACAACCGUCUCACUUUUCGUUUUACAGUAAAGCCAGAUUUCUAGCCACCGUGGACGUCGAGAUCUAAAGUUUGUGGGCCACGCCCUGCUCAAAUUUCAGAAGUACCCGUUUGACAGGAAGAAUUCCAGUGGUUCCCUUUCCCUCUUGGCCAGAAAAGUGAGAAUUGGUUCUGCAGAAACGUAAGAAACUUAGGGCCUCCGGGACACCCCUUUGCCUAGUCAGCAAUUUGGGGAGGUAUCUCAGGCUUUCCGGAACUGACUGCUCCAAGUAUAGGACGCUUAUUCUGAACUGGGAAUGCUUUCAGAAUGAUCGAAACCGCCCAUUUUCAUACUCAGACUGGCAUUAGGAGAGAGAAGGUAAAGUAUUCAUUGUCAGGAAGGUAGAUUUCAUAGAUAGGCAUUGUUCUUGUAAGCCAGUUUGGUUUAAAGGUGGCUUCUUGAGCAAGAGAGAGCAUGCUAAGACAUAAACUGUGUGUAAAUCACAGUGUCCAAGUUCAUCUUUCACAAUGAGCCGACAUCAAGCCAACCACAAAAUGACUUGGUGCACUGUGUGAAUCUGGCCAUGGUGCCUUGUAAAUCGUAGUUAUGGAUUAGCAUUAUGUGUGAAUUGAGCCACUGUAGCCUAAUUAUAGUAGCCAUGGCUAAUAGACUAACCAGGCAGAUAAACCUUAAUCAAAAUGAACCUUGGUUAACGUAAACCAUGGCUUAGUACAGUAGUGCACAUCAGAGGCCAAAAUGUCAUGGAAUUCCUGAAACCUUGAGAGUUGAGAAUGUUCUCAAAAGCUGUCGCUCAUUCAGGGUGGUUAAUAUGAAGAAGAGGAAACACUAUCAGUUAGUUGGGGAACGAUCUUACUAACUGUAUUUAAUUUUAUUCUAUUUAAAUUAAAUAUGUAUAUAUUUUUACCCUGGCCCCACCAGCGUCUUUGUUCUGGCUCUGCCUACUUUUUGCAGGAUGGACCCGUGUCCAACCCUUGCAAAAGGUUGUGCACCCUUGCCUUGGUGUAAUGUUUGAGUCCAACCAGGAAGUCACUCAGUUGGGAAGCCAAGGUGUCUUGUGCACUGAGUCUAUUUGAGAGAGACACACCAUACAAGCCUUCUCUGAGGAUACUUUCCCACCCUUCUAAGAUUUCAUUAGGAAGGGUGAAGAUGGAAGCUUUUAUGAAUAGUACCACCAUUUUCCCUGGGCUGAAGCAAGAGAAAGAUUUAUGGAAAACAUAUUAUCCUAAGCUUCCCUUACUCUUUCUGAGAUUCUUCAGCUGCAGCAUCAUUGCCAAGCCAGAAUGAUGGCAGAACUAUCCCGUCAUUUCUCUGAGAACUUUACCACUUGGUGACUGUUCAUCUGUUCUUUCCAGUUCAGAAGAAAAUCAGGUUGUCAAAAAGAUGCAGAUAACCUUAGCUGAUAGUCCAGGAUGCUUUCAGCUCACUUAUUAGGACCACAGAGACAUCAACUUGCCUGGAAAUGUGUUUUUUUAUUAAAAAACAAAAAGUUCAAAAACAGCUGUUUUCUGCCUUCUGAAGGCAACUGUGUGUGAUGGGUCUAUAGUGGACUUCGAAAGAACCAUUCAUCCUAUGUACUUGUAUUCUAUACGACAGCGUGGUUCGGAAAUGUUAUUUCAAAGCUGCUGAGGAAAUAAACUUGCUCCUCUUAUUUACCUUCUCCAGCCGUAGGAGAGAAAGUUGGAAAACUUUUAGAAGUGAAAUUCAACUACUAGGUUGGUCCUCUGAGCCAGUGAAAUGGAGAUGUAGAUACAUUUGGUUAUUCCACAGAAAAGCAAAAGGGGGAAAAACCAGGAGAGGGGUGGAGGACCCGUUUCUUGAGAAGCAUUUUGAGUGUUCCUCAAAAACAUCUUCCUUGUUGCUUCCAAUCACAAAGUUACUUCGAGGUGUGCUAUAGGGAUGGGUGCAUGGUCUUUCCAUUCCCCCCCCUCCAGCAAUCUGCCCACGAACUUGCAAUGUCAAAUGGUUGAUUUCUAAUUAUGAAAAAUACUGUGUUGGCUGACAUAACAAUUUGUUCGGCUGUGAUGGAGAACAUCGCGGUCUCCAAUCUUGUGCCCUGCAGGUGUGUUGGACCUCAACUCCCAGUAGCCUUAGCUGGCAGACCAGGUGGAAAUCUGGAAAUCCAGUGCAUUUGGCAGGCAGCCAGUUGGGGGAAACUGCCAUAUCCCUCCACUUCUGGUGAUUCCUUUCCUCGAACUCUGUUUCUACCAAGCCAUCUUAGCAGUGUUUAUUUCACAUCAGCUCCAGCACGAGAAAAGUCUCCUAGUUUGUCUCCAACUUGGGAGAACACAGACAAAAAGUUGUGUGAGGAACAAUGUAGGGAGUCCCUAAUAAUCAGGCUGCCUUUCUAGGGGGGAAAAAAAAUCCAUGGGGAAAGGGGAUCUACUGUUAAGCUGUGCAACAUGUAAAUUUUAAGCUUGUACAUUGUUUACAUGUUUAACCCAUUGUCUUUUAAAUGUUUGUAUUUUAAAAAGGAUGGGAAGUUUUCUUUUGACGCCAAUUAAAAAGGGGCUGUUCUUGCCUUUUAAAAGUUA